Molecule: messenger RNA, 765 nt
Organism: Sordaria macrospora k-hell
Lineage: Eukaryota; Fungi; Ascomycota; Sordariomycetes; Sordariales; Sordariaceae
Biological process (GO): secondary metabolic process
Cellular component (GO): nucleus; cytoplasm
Molecular function (GO): hydrolase activity
Source: RefSeq, a predicted model, not a curated record
AUGAGAUUUCUCUGUCUUCCCGGAGCCUAUGGCAGCUCUGAUAAGUUCCAGGUUCAGCUAGCACCCAUUGUCAAGGAAUUGACUGAGGAUGGAAUGGCUACCUUCCACUUCAUCCACGGCCCCUGUAAAGCCGUGCCGCCCGAGGGCUUUGAGGAGUAUUUUGGAAAACCCCCUUAUUACCGCUUCAUCGAGCCCGACCAGGAUGUGGAAAAGACCGAAGACGAUGACGUCCUGGCCAGAAUCAGGGACUUUCCCGAUUGUGAGAGCCCAGAAGACACCAUGCGAGAGCUGAUGCGCGAGGGCGUCGCCACCUCUCACCGCAGCACCGACAACGCACUCAAAUACCUGCUCAGAAUCAUGGACGAGCGCGGCCCGUUUGAUGCCAUCAUUGGCUAUUCCGAAGGCGCCACUGUUGCUGCUACGCUUCUGCUUCACGAGCAGAGGCGCUUCAAGAAAAAGGGCAUCAAGCCCAUGUUCAAGUACGCCAUCUUUUUCGCUGGCUGGCCCCCCGUCGACCCAGACACCCACCACAUGAUUCUUAGCGACGAGUCCGAUGUCAUGAUCGAGAUUCCCACAUGUCAUAUUAUCGGCUCCUUGGACCCUUAUGUCCACGGAUCUCUGGCCCUUUACAAUGUCUGCGAUCCCGAUACUGCCUAUCUUUUUGAUCACGCCAAAGGCCACACAUUACCGCGGGACAAGGAAACUGUGAAGGAGCUGGCCGAUGUGGUACGGGAUGCUACCUGCCUCUAUGAAAUUCACGCCUGA